AUGAAGAUCCAAACAGCGCCAAGGGAAAGUGCUAUUACCUGUGAACCUCCUGUCAUAUCAAACGGAUAUGUAUCAGUCACCAAACCAGUCGUGUAUGGGUCAACUGUAACCUAUCAUUGUAACCAAGGCUUUGUUCUGGAUGGGGAAGGGAGCUCAAGGUGUGCUCAAAAUGGAACUGACAGCGUUUAUGGGAAAUGGACUGACCAGUUGCCUGUGUGUAAAGCUAUAACCUGUGAACCUCCCGUCAUAUCAAACGGACAUGUAUCAGUCACCAAAACAACCGUGUAUGGGUCAACUGUAACCUAUCAUUGUAACCCAGGCUUUGUUCUUGAUGGGAAAGAAAGCUCAAAGUGUACUCAAAAUGGAACUGACAAUGUUUAUGGGAAAUGGACUGACCAGUUGCCUGUGUGCAAAGCUAUUACCUGUGAACCUCCUGUCAUAUCCAACGGACACGCAUCAGUCACCAAACCAGCCGUGUAUGGGUCAACUGUAACCUAUCAUUGUAACCAAGGCUUUGUUCUCGAUGGGAAAGGAAACUCCAAGUGUAUUCAAAACGGAACUGACAGCGUUUAUGGGAAAUGGAAUGACCAGUCCCCUGUGUGCAAAGCUAUAACCUGUGAACCUCCUGUCAUAUCAAACGGACAUGUAUCAGUCACCAAACCAGCCGUGUAUGGGUCAACUGUAACCUAUCAUUGUAACCAAGGCUUUGUUCUCGAUGGGAAAGGAAGCUCCUUGUGUAGUCAAAAUGGAACCGACAAUGUUUACGGGAAAUGGACUGACCAGUCGCCUGUGUGUAAAGGUGAAGUUCCUCCAGAUUGGAGCUUUCCUCAUUUCUUUUCUACAUUUCCCCCAUGUUUUGCCUUGAUCAUUAUCAUUAUCGAUACAAUCCCGUACUUUGAUUCCUUUUCGAGCCAUAAGUUGCGACACACCAUUCUUACUGAAUGGAGAGGUAACAUCGGUCGGGCUAAGUACCCAUGGCACGACAGUAAACUAUAG
Molecule: messenger RNA, 996 nt
Organism: Lineus longissimus
Lineage: Eukaryota; Metazoa; Nemertea; Pilidiophora; Heteronemertea; Lineidae
Product: sushi, von Willebrand factor type A, EGF and pentraxin domain-containing protein 1-like
Exons: 5
Coding region: 1-996 (331 amino acids)
Source: RefSeq, a predicted model, not a curated record